AUGUCCUACGGUCCCUUAGAUAUGUACCGGAACCCGGGGGCCUCGGGGACCCCGCUCCAGGACUUCAACAGCAUCAUCCAGAAGUGCAGCGGCAACAUCCAGCGGAUCAGCGAAGCCAGAGAAAUAACUUCUGCUCAGAUAAAGAAUUUGAUGAGCCAACUAAGAACUAAGCAAGAUUCAAGCAAGCUACAGGAAAAUCUGCAACAGUUACAGCACUCUACAAAUCAGCUUGCCAAGGAAACAAAUGAAUUACUGAAGGAAUUAGGGUCCUUGCCCCUUCCUUUAUCUACUUCAGAACAGCGCCAGCAGAAACUUCAGAAGGAACGUCUCAUGAAUGACUUCUCUGCAGCCUUAAACAAUUUCCAGGCUGUGCAGAGAAGGGUAUCUGAAAAGGAAAAGGAGAGUAUUGCCAGAGCAAGAGCUGGAUCUCGUCUUUCUGUGGAGGAGAGGCAAAGAGAGGAGCAACUCGUCUCAUGUGACAGCCAUGAGGAGUGGAACCAGAUGCAGAGCCAGGAGGAUGAGGUGGCCAUCACUGAACAGGAUUUGGAACUUAUUAAAGAGAGGGAAACGGCAAUUCAGCAGCUGGAGGCUGAUAUUUUGGAUGUCAAUCAGAUAUUUAAAGAUUUGGCAAUGAUGAUCCAUGACCAAGGUGAUCUCAUUGACAGCAUAGAAGCCAAUGUGGAAAGCUCAGAGGUGCAUGUAGAAAGAGCCACUGAUCAGUUACAGCGAGCUGCUUACUAUCAGAAAAAAUCUCGCAAGAAGAUCUGUAUCCUGGUGCUUGUCCUGUCAGUGAUUAUUGUAAUCUUGGGACUUAUUUUGUGGCUAGUUAAUAAAUGAAGUGAUUGCCUC
Messenger RNA from Delphinapterus leucas (beluga whale), 849 nucleotides. The record is from RefSeq and is a predicted model, not a curated record. Lineage: Eukaryota; Metazoa; Chordata; Mammalia; Artiodactyla; Monodontidae.